UUUAAGCAAGAAGUAGUCGCAUGUCAUAAAAAUUAAAAUUUCUUUUUUCAUCUCCUCCUCAACAACUCCUGCCAAGUUUCUUUCUAUCUUCGCGCAAUCAUUUUAAGCAGAUUAUAUUUACAAAGAACUAAAAAGUGGAUAGCAAAUUUAAAAAUUAAUAUUUCACAACAAAAGUGUUUGACGUCCAGUCUAUUAAGAACAUGAAUACUGAAACUGCAGAUACUAGUGCUGUGUUUAAGGAACAGCUGGAAGAGAAACAAACAGCAGAAGCGGAACCACCAAAAGUUACGCCUCUUCCGGUUUCCAAUAUUAACGGUUUUAAUACGGAAGAAUUCUUGGCUCGCGUCAAUAUGAACGAGAAAAUAAACUAUUUAUUGAGAUCGCCAACUAAAACGCCAAAUGGUACCCGCCAACGUUCAGUAUUUACUUCAAUAACAGCGCCAUCCCGUUUUAAUGCCAGCGCAGCUCCAUUUAUUUCACAACAACAUCGCAUGUCUGGUUCAAGUGUUAUGACACCCAAGGACACAUCCACACCAUCAACAUCAUUUUCACAAAGACAGCUGCCGAUACCGGUUCAUAUGAACUCCGCAUCUCCCCAUCACUAUGGCGGUUAUGAGUCGCCUCUUACCAGUCGUAGUGGUGGUAUGACACGUGGUGUUUUUAAUACCCGCUAUCCGGUAGCUCCGCCGCCUUCGCCAAUUUAUGGAUUUGAAAAUGAUAUUUGUAGGAUGCCGCCCAACAUGUCGCCGUCGCCUCAUGCCCAACAGUUUCCUCAACCCAUGCCGCCGCCACCUUAUGCUGUUGGACGUUUGAGUGCCAGUCAUCGGGGCGGCGUUGAAUAUAAGAACCCUACGCCGCCACCAUGCACGGGCGCUGGCCCAAUAGCCAUGACUAAUGGUACAAUACAACUGCGUUUACGUGAUGGCAUACGAAUCGACAUGACAUUGGAUAAAGCUGUACGCGUUUUGAAUCAACGCAGUAUGGUGGCCAUUGCCUUGUCGCGCAAUUGUAGUAAUUCGGCUUUGAUCCAUCCCAAUGGUCGUAUUUUACAAAGCGGUUCAAAGGUAGAAAUUGUUACAUACGAUGGCAUGAAAACAAAUAAUUAUGUACGUUACGCCAAGAUGUGGUAUAAAGGUGUUAGUUUUACUAGUGAAUCGUGUGCUUUAAUCUAUUUGGUGGAUACAGCUGGUACUCGAACCACCACCGAUACUUUUACAGAUCUAACCAAAGACUAUACACUGACUGUAUUUUAUGAUGACUCCCGUCAUGGUCCUUCGUAUGUUCAAGAUGCCAAUGAGGUCAUUCAAAACUCUUCUUAUACAUGUACCGAUGAGGGCACUGAAAUAUAUGACAUCAAUGGUUUUCGUAUUACUCAGGCUGCAGAUGGUCUUGUCAAAUUGACUCGAACUCAUAACAAGUGUCUAAUACGCACUAGUCCCGGUAAUGGUUCGGCUACUUUGACCACACCUGGUAUUCACUGUACGGCUUCUUUGGGUAAAACUUCACAUUUGUUUGUCAGGCGCAAUGAAAAACGUAUGCAUUUCGAUGGUUCCUGUUUUAUUGUCAGAAAUGCUGGACAUUCCGCCGGUUUCAAUGAAAAUAAUUUACUAAUUGUUUAUUAAAUGCUGAAAUACUAUUAACUAAACUAAACAAUAUUGCCAAAAUGAAGAAUAGAAGAAAGAAAUGAGGAUGUCUAACAAAAUUAAUUAAUUAUUGCUGUGAUACAUAGAAAUACAACUAAAUACUGUCUGCAAAAAAAAAAAAUAAAUUCAAUUAAUUGUCGUUAUAAUUUCAAAAUGUACGACAAAAUGAAAUUAAGAUGUCGAAAGUGUGCAACCAAAUUACCUGUAAUAUUAAGUUUCCCAUUUAAGCAAUUCCCCUUUUAUACACACCCCAAAUAUUAUCAAACCAACUAUAAAAACUAAAUAGAAAGUAGUGCCAGAAAAAGAAUACAAUGUUAAUGAUAUAAUGAGUUGGGAAAAAGUUCUCGUCAAAGUCCUUGUAUUGAAAACAAGCUAAUCACAAAAAAAAUAUCAAAAAGUAACCUAAAUUUCUACACCCUCCUCCCAGUUAGCUUAAUUCAUUAAAAAAAAGAAGAAAACAAACAAACUAUGAGGGUAAAAAGUAGGAAGAAACAAAAACACUCAAGUUGCAUAAAAAAAAACUAAAAACUUUUCGAAAGAUAACUUGCCCAUAAAUGGUUUUUAUUGUAUAGAAAAUUGUUCUAAACGAUACAUGUGUUAGUUAGUGGUCAGAGCAAAGUUAUCCCGUAUAAAAACACGUUUUUGUGCCAGUAACCAGUAUUAUGGCUUGCUAAGAAUAAAGAAAAUCCAAAACCAAGGCAAACAUAGGAACCAAUAUUGUCGUCGCCCUUCUUAAACCUAAUGAUAACCUUACAAAAUCAAACAAUCCAGCUUAGCAGGAGUUCGACACAUUUCGUCUUAAUGUAUCCGUAAAUGUUUAUGUAUUUUCUUUGUUAAUCAUUUGUUUUUUUUGUUGUUUGAAAAUUUCUUAAGAUUUUUUUUUAUAAUUGUAAUAUGUAAUACAUAUUUGUAAUAAUAAUAUUAGUUGUCGUUAUGUAGUAAAUAUCCGUUGAAUAAUUUAUAUUUCAAACACCAGCCUCUACUACCUACCAUUAUCUUGUAAUAUGAUGUCUGUCUAGAAUAUUACUAUUUUUGUACUGUGUUUAAAUAUUGAAUAUGUAUUGUAAUUUAGUUAUUUCGGCCUUAAUGUUUUAAAAUUGUU
Messenger RNA from Calliphora vicina (urban bluebottle blowfly), 2745 nucleotides. RefSeq names its product wurstfest (gene fest). The record is from RefSeq and is a predicted model, not a curated record. The coding region runs from base 201 to 1622 and encodes 473 amino acids. The transcript is spliced from 8 exons. NCBI's taxonomy places the organism in Eukaryota, Metazoa, Arthropoda, Insecta, Diptera, Calliphoridae.